AUGAAGAGGAGUAGAGACGAAGAAGCUAAUCAGAACAUGAAAAGCAUGGCGAUUUCCUUAAUGCUACUCUCUAAUGGAGGCGGCGGUGCAUUUGAUUCAACCGUUGACAGCUCUGCUGCUCGUGUUUUCGAGUGCAAGACAUGUAACAGGCAGUUUCCAUCUUUCCAGGCGCUGGGUGGCCACCGGGCCAGCCACAAGAAGCCGAGAUUGAUGGGAGAACAACAUUCCGGCGAUUUACGGUCAUCUCCGGCGAAGCCCAAAACGCAUGAGUGCCCUGUUUGUGGGAUGGAAUUCGCCAUUGGACAGGCUCUUGGAGGGCACAUGAGGCGACACAGAACGGCGGCGGCCGUCAAUGAAAACAACCAACAGCCGCCGCUGCCGACUUUGUCAUUGUCUCCACCGCAUCCUCAUCCUAUUGUGAAGAGAUCAAAUAGCAGGAGAGUUUUGUGUUUGGAUUUGAAUUUGACUCCGUCGGAGAAUAAAUUUCUUUUGUUUGGCAAAAUGGUUCCUGCUGUUCAUUGUCUUUUCUGA
This is a messenger RNA of Fraxinus pennsylvanica, 531 nucleotides long. The record is from the annotation of a GenBank genome assembly. Lineage: Eukaryota; Viridiplantae; Streptophyta; Magnoliopsida; Lamiales; Oleaceae.